GCGGGCGCGGGGCCUGGGGCGGAGGCGCGGGGUGGGUGUGGGGGCGGCCCCCCGGAGGGCCGCCGGGCUUCCUGCUAGGGCGCUCGCGUGCUGGUAGAGCGCAGGCCGGCGGGCCGACCAUGAGGACUCUCCGCAGGUUGAAGUUCAUGAGUUCGCCCAGCCUCAGUGACCUGGGCAAGAGAGAGCCGGCCGCCGCCGCCGCGGACGAGCGGGGCACGCAGCAGCGCCGGGCCUGCGCCAACGCCACCUGGAACAGCAUUCACAACGGGGUGAUCGCUGUGUUCCAGCGCAAGGGCCUGCCAGACCAGGAGCUCUUCAGCCUCAAUGAAGGUGUCCGGCAGCUGCUGAAGACGGAGCUGGGAUCCUUCUUCACCGAGUACCUGCAGAACCAGCUGCUGACAAAAGGCAUGGUGAUCCUGCGGGACAAGAUCCGAUUCUACGAGGGACAGAAGCUGCUGGACUCGCUGGCGGACACGUGGGACUUCUUCUUCAGUGACGUGCUACCCACGCUGCAGGCUAUCUUCCACCCGGUUCAGGGCAAGGAGCCGUCGGUGCGCCAGCUGGCCCUGCUGCACUUCCGGAAUACCAUCACCCUCAGUGUGAAGCUGGAGGAUGCGCUGGCCCGCGCCCAUGCCCGCGUGCCCCCCGCCAUUGUGCAGAUGCUACUGGUGCUGCAGGGAGUGCACGAGUCCAGGGGUGUGACCAAGGACUACCUGCGCCUGGAGACUUUGGUCCAGAAGGUGGUGUCGCCCUACCUGGGCACCUACGGCCUCUACUCCAACGAGGGUCCCUUCCCGCACUCCUGUAUCCUGGAGAAGCACUUCCUGCGCCGUUCCCGCUCCGGGGAUGUCCUGGCCAAGAACCCCGUGGUGCGCUCCAAGAGCUACAACACGCCGCUGCUGAACCCUGUGGCAGAGCACGAGGCCGAGGGAUCAGCGGGUGGCGGCAGCACGGGCAUCCGUAGGCACUCGGUGUCUGAGAUGACAUCCUUCCCUGAGCCCCAAGCUUUCGGGGCCGCAGCAGCACCCCCCUCACCUACUGUGGGACCCUCCCCCAACAGACUGUACCCACCAGGCAUGCCCCCCGAGCCCGGCCCUGCUGGGGCGCAUGGCUCCCCACCCUCCUCCAGCCCCGAGAACCUGGUGGAUCAUAUCCUGGAGUCAGUGGACUCCGACAGCGAGGGCAUCUUCAUCGACUUCGGCCGGGGGCGUCGCUUGAGCGCAUCCGAGCUAGGGGAACACAGUGGCCAGCAGAGCUUCGUGUGAGCCUCAGAUUUGCACUGAACCUUGGCCUGUGAGAGUUUUAUACUCAGUCCUGUUUGGUCCCCCUGGACCUCAGCCACCACUUCAGUUUCCUCUCUUUGCUGGGAGAGCCACUGGCUGUGGGCCCAGGUCCUGAUACAGCUCUCAGCAUCUGGGACCUUGCCUGUCAUUGAGGUCACCAGGUCACACUGGACAUCAGCACUCCUCCCCAUCCACACUGCCCUCCAGCAUCCAUGAUUUCAGAGACUGAAAGUGUGUCCCACCCAGGCCCCCAGAAAGACGGGAGGGUGCGGUAGAUACAGAUUCCCCCUGCCACACACAGAUGGCCUAAGCUGCACUUGUGGGCCUGAUGCAGCUCCUGGUACCCUUGUGGGAUGGGAUUGGGUAGGGAGAGGGAAGAAUAAAGUAUGUCUGCCCCAUUCCUCA
Molecule: messenger RNA, 1688 nt
Organism: Erinaceus europaeus (western European hedgehog)
Lineage: Eukaryota; Metazoa; Chordata; Mammalia; Eulipotyphla; Erinaceidae
Gene: PRR5
Product: proline rich 5
Exons: 8
Coding region: 120-1265 (381 amino acids)
Biological process (GO): TORC2 signaling
Cellular component (GO): TORC2 complex
Source: RefSeq, a predicted model, not a curated record